AUGUAUGACAACAUCUCUGAUUUCACAAGAUAUGAUGACGACCAUGAUCCCGAACACGGUGAAGAAGAAGUUUUACAAACAUCCAUUAAGACAGGAAAGGUUUUAACUCAAAGUCUCAUUAUUGACACCAAAGAUGGCGAAGUGGACGUUCUUCAAGAGCCGAAGAAAAAUACUUCUGAAGGAGGUGGUGGUAGGCAUGAACUUGAAAUAAAUGAGAUAGAAGAGAAAUUAGCCGAAAAAGCAGAUAAAAACCACGUUCAUUAUAUAACUUCAGAUGAACAGAUUAUAACGGACUACCAUGGAUAUUUAACACGAAGUGAUGAAGCGAAGACAAAAAAUGUUAAUGAAAGAAGAUAUAAAUACAUUCGUGCUAAAGGUUAUGACAUAAGCUGUACUGUACAGUAUGAUGUAGCUAAAGCACCAGAAGCAUUUGGUUAUACCGGUGAAAUUUAUGCCUCUACUUUCAAUGUUAACGGUGUAUUAGUUGAACCAAGAUUUACUUUGAGAGUUAAGUCAAAAAUAACGUUUGAAGAUGCUAUUAAAAGUAAAGCUGACAAAGUUGAACUUGACGCAACGAACAAAGUUUUGAAAUCUCAUAAACACAAUAUCUCCGAUAUAAAUGAACUUCAAACUUCUUUAGACAGUAAAGCCGACAAGAACCAUACACAUAAAUCCUUCACUACUGUUAGAGCAGACGACAUAAUAUUGAACUUUGACCUUGGUUCAAGUGCACCAUUAGAAAAUCCAAGUACAAGCGUAAAAGAUACUCUUAACAAUUUAGAUAAGAGUUGCAGGAAUAUCGAAGAUCAUGCCAGAAACUUUGAAGCAUAUGAACUACCAACAAUGUUAGAUAAGAAAGCCGACAAGAACCAUACACAUAAAUCCUUCACUACUGUUAGAGCAGACGACAUAAUAUUGAACUUUGACCUUGGUUC
Messenger RNA from Trichomonas vaginalis G3, 935 nucleotides. Its product is annotated as keratin-associated protein family. Lineage: Eukaryota; Parabasalia; Trichomonadida; Trichomonadidae. The record is from RefSeq and is a predicted model, not a curated record. The annotation marks the transcript as partial. The transcript has a single exon.